AUGAAACAUAAAUGGUGCAGAAUCCUUGGCAUUUCUACAAGUCAACUUCAAGAGAACUUCUACGACGAGGCUUCUGAUUCUGUAAAGCAUCCAUCAUGUUAUGCACGGAACUUUUUAGAAUACUGUUGUUUUAGGGCGGUUGCUCUGUCUGUACAAGCAACAGGUUAUCUGGAGGACACAAAGUUUCGGCGCCUAACAUUUGACAUGAUGAUUGCUUGGGAGGUCCCAGCUGCUGCCAGUGAACCAUUGCUUAAUGUGGAUGCAGAUGUUACAGUUGGGGUAGAGGCUUUUUCUCGAAUUGCUCCAGCAGUUCCCAUCAUUGCCAAUGUGAUCAUUAGUGAGAAUCUUUUUGAGGUGCUCACAGCAUCAACUGGUGAUCGGCUCCAGUUCUCCGUGUAUGAGAAGUGCCUUACUGCAUUAGAAAGGUACUACCACCUUUCAUUCUAUCAAUUAUUGGGCAUUAAGAAAAUUGAAGACGCAAUCCGAGUCAUCUCUCCUCUCUGCCUUUCGAUCAGCAAGAGGGGAAAAAUUCUUGAAGUAGACAGGACAGUCACCACUCAGCCAGUUCUUCAACAUUUGGGAAUUUCUACAUGGCCUGGUCGAUUAACUCUGACAGAUCAUGCUCUCUACUUUGAAGCUCUUCAUGUUGUGUCAUAUGACCAGGCAAAAGUGUAUGACUUGUCUGAUGAGUUAAAGCAGGUUGUUAGACCUGAGUUAACAGGACCAUGGGGAACUAGACUUUUUGACAAGGCGGUCUUGUAUAAAUCUAUAUUCGUAUCAGAACCUACUGUGAUGGAGUUCCCUGAGCUUAAAGGUCAUACUCGUCGUGACUAUUGGCUAUUCAUUAUCCGAGAAAUUUUAUACGCUCACAGAUUCAUAGAUAAGUUUCGGAUUAUUGGAGUUGAACAGGAUGAAGCACUGCUGAAAGCUAUACUUGGGAUUCUGCGAGUACAAGCCCUCAAAGAUAUAAAUUCUACAAUCCCUCUUUGCUGUGAGGAUCUACUUAUAUUCAAUGUUUGUGAUCAACAUCCAGGUGGAGACCUGAUAUUGGAAACACUUGCGGACAUGUCAACGUCAAGGGAACUAGAGCGGACUGAUAGUUCUAAAGCUGGAAGCAGAAUGUAUUCAAUAUCAGCUUCUGCCAUGCCUUCUAACUUGGGAUUUGUGGUUGGAACCAGUUCGGGUGUUCCCAUUGAGGCUGGGCUUCUUGUGGAUGAGAUCCGUGUGGGAGAGAUCUCUUCUUUGGGAAAAGCAGUCAAGGAAUCAAAAAGCAGCUAUAAAAAAGUGGUGAUUGCACAAGCUACAGUUGAUGGCGCUAAAGUUGAGGGCAUUGACACCAAUUUGGGAGUAAUCAAGGAGUUGCUCUAUCCUGUGGCAGAACUUGGGAAACAGCUUCUUUCUAAGUCUUUGCUGUUCUGUUUGGUUUUUACAUAUAUCAUUUUCAGGGAAGGGGUCUUUAUAGUGCUUACACGAUGGUUUGACCAAGGUAGACCAGUUCGUGAACUAAAGGAUGGGAACAUUGGUCUUUUCAAGUUGCGCACCUUGCUGUUGUCAAUUUUCCCACAGAGUGAAAUUGUUUGGUGGUGGUGGUUUUCUGAUGGUGAUAGGUUGAAGUUCAAUGGUGUAGUGUUUGUCGCGACGGUGAUGAUUGUAGUGGUGGCAGGUGGUUGUAGGUUUUUGACGGAGAGAGCCAGUGAGAAAGUUGCAGUUGCUCUUUUGGUCAUGGCCUUGAUCAUGAUCUUCCUAUCCAGAAAAUACAUAAUUCUAGGGUUUUUUUUGGAAACAUUUACCAAGUACUCGCCUCUUCGAAAAGCAAGCACAGAAAGAUGGACAAGGAGAUUGAGAGAGUGGUGGUUCAGCAUACCAGCGGCCCCUGUUGUUCUGGAAGGAGCUAACGAAGACAAAAAGAAGAAGUGA
Molecule: messenger RNA, 1917 nt
Organism: Ilex paraguariensis (yerba mate)
Lineage: Eukaryota; Viridiplantae; Streptophyta; Magnoliopsida; Aquifoliales; Aquifoliaceae
Source: the annotation of a GenBank genome assembly